CUCUCUAUAUACCUUUUCAAUACUUGUGAACAGAAUAGUUGGAACUAUUCUAAAUAUUUGUAAGUGUAUUCAAAUAUCAGGGGGAGUAAUUGACAAAACAUUACACAAAAAUAGCAAGAUGGUCUAAUGGUUCAGGGGAGUAAAUGUGUUCACUUUGAAGUUAAUGUAAAUGGUCAACAUGGACUUUUACAGGGCAACAUGGGUUUUUACAGAAGAAUGGAUCCCCAUACCUUCAAUGUGAAUUCAGAUCCGUUUAGGCCAAUUUUGCUUAAUAUAUUACAUCUCCUCAACAACCCAUGAUCUGGAAUGGACCACCACCAACAUAUCAAAGCCACCAUUCAAAUGCCAACAGGUGCCCGAAACAGGGUUUUCUUAGUGGGUGCGGAGGGUCACUGAAACCAGGGACCCACGCCCAGAAUUCUCCCCAAUGAAGGUGACCUCAUGGUGGUUAAGCCUAGCACGGCUCAGCCUGCUCACUGUGUUCACAUGGAGCUCCCUGGUGCAGGGGUGUGGGCCAGGCCCCGGCAAUGGCAUCCGCCACAGGCCCAGGAAACUCAUCCCCAUGCCCUACAAGACCUCUUCUCCUAAACUUUCUGAGUAUAACCUGGGCGCCAGCGGGAGGGCAGAGGGCAAGAUCACACGCAGCUCAGAACGUUUCAAUGAACUGGUGUGUAACUACAACCCUGAUAUCAUCUUCAAAGAUGAGGAGAAAACGCUUGCUGACCGCUUCAUGACCAAGCGCUGUAAAGACUGCCUCAACAAACUGGCCAUAGCUGUGAUGAACCACUGGCCAGGAACCAAGCUCCGUGUCACAGAGGCCUGGGAUGAGGAUGGACACCACCCGCCGGACUCCCUCCACUAUGAGGGACGGGCCGUGGACAUCACCACCUCGGACCGCAUGCCAGAAAAGUAUGGCAUCCUGGCCCAGCUGGCUGUGGAGGCCGGGUUCGACUUUGUGUACUAUGAGUCCAAGUACCAUGUCCACUGCUCCGUCAAAGCUGAUCACUCGGUGGCAGUUGAGAAGGGGGGCUGUUUCCCAGGCUGGGCCCGGGUGACUGUGCCUGGAGGGGGACAGAAGACCCUGGACUCCCUGGAGCCCGGGGACAGAGUGAUGGCCCUGUCUGAGUCGGGACACCUAGUCCUCAGCCGUGUCCUUUUAUUCCUGCACAGAGACCAUGAGAGCAGGUCCACUUUCCUGGUCCUAAGCACCCAAGAUGGCCAUCGCAUUGCCCUAACUCCGCACCACCUGGUCUUCCUCUCCCCCCGCUACGAGCUCCUCCACAGUGAGUACCGGGCCCGGUUUGCCAGUAGGGCCAAACCGGGGGACUAUGUGCUCAUCCGCGGACCAGACGGCCGAGUGCAGCCCUCCAGGGUCACAUCUACGUCACAGGUGGAAGGGACGGGUGUAUAUGCACCCCUGACAGAACACGGCACCCUGUUUGUGGAUGGAGUACUGGCAUCCAGCUACGCUCUAAUAGAGGACCACAGGCUGUCACACUGGGCUUUUGGGCCCCUGAGACUGCUGCUCUCAUUCACCCAGCUGGUUGGGGGGGGGGGCGCACCGCCAAGAGUGUGGGCCUCGGGGGCCGAGAGGGAGCGCACUAAGGCGCCCGUUCACCGCAAGAGGCCAGGGGCAUGGGUAAAUCAGACACUCUGCGGCCCAGGCAUGGAUGUGAAUACAAACACUUCAGAGAGACAAAGAAGCUGGACCUAUGUAGCCCCGAACAGAGAGACUGAGCAGGGACACUGUUGCUCUGGGGGAGGAAGAGUUUCCAGUGUAUACUGGUAUGCUAGGCUGCUACACAGUCUUGGGCAGAUCUUUCUAGACCCCAAGAUAUUUCAUCCUUAGGUGAAGGGCACUAUAGGUUUACCUUUGGUACCUGUAUACUACUGAUAAUAUUUACACUGUUUUACUCAUAAUUCCUAUUCCGUUACAUUUACACUAAUGCUGUUUUUAUUGUGCCAUGUCGAGUUUAAACUGUGUGCACCUCUAGGGUAUAUUUGCAUCUUACUCACUGCUAUGGGCCUUGUAGUGUAUUUAUGAAUUUUGUAUCUCCUCUUUUACGUUCAGUAAAUAUGUUGAUGGUUGGUAAGGAAGAUUUCAAAAGCUUUAAAAUGAGUACUUAGAUGAGAGAAAUGGACUUGCUAUAACAGAAUCAGCAUGGUGUAAUGUUUGUGUACUGUUAAUUAAUUGUAUAUGUAUCCUAUUUAGAUAACAUAUAUAUGCCAACACAGUGGUUUAAUUAUGUGAUUCAUUAUUCAGAAAACAUGAGGAAAUAUGAGUUUGUCCCAGAAACAAUAAAAGCUUUAUUUUUGUACCUUCUGAAUCAUAAUAUAUGAAUAUAGCAAUUUAUUGUAAUUAUUAUGACUAA
Molecule: messenger RNA, 2372 nt
Organism: Esox lucius (northern pike)
Lineage: Eukaryota; Metazoa; Chordata; Actinopteri; Esociformes; Esocidae
Gene: dhh
Product: desert hedgehog signaling molecule
Exons: 3
Coding region: 428-1849 (473 amino acids)
Biological process (GO): protein autoprocessing; regulation of gene expression; cell fate specification
Molecular function (GO): calcium ion binding; patched binding
Source: RefSeq, a predicted model, not a curated record